Molecule: messenger RNA, 6314 nt
Organism: Pongo pygmaeus (Bornean orangutan)
Lineage: Eukaryota; Metazoa; Chordata; Mammalia; Primates; Hominidae
Gene: CKS2
Product: CDC28 protein kinase regulatory subunit 2
Exons: 3
Coding region: 5797-6036 (79 amino acids)
Molecular function (GO): cyclin-dependent protein serine/threonine kinase regulator activity
Source: RefSeq, a predicted model, not a curated record
CUUCUUUAAUGACACUUGUCACCUCUACUUCUAGCCUCCAUGUCUUUUUACUUCAUAUUUACCAUCUCUUUAUUCCUUCCUAAUGCUUUCUGGGGCUGGUAUUCAACAUAAUCUUCUAGUUCAAUAAUUAGCUCUUCAUUUGUAUCCACUGUGCAUUCAGUUUACUUAUUAAAUUUUUCAUUUCAGCUAUUUAGUUUUCAAUAAUAUUUCCAUGUGACUUUUCCUUAAGACUGCAGUUACUAAAAUCUUUUCAGCUCUUUUAUAUUUACAACUUAUAUUCAUAGUUGUAAAAAAGUUUUGAAUUAACUAUAAAACUCAAAGGCUUUAAAGCAUUUGAUGAAAUACAGUAUCUAUUUGUGAUAAAAAUUCAGCAAGCUAGGAAUAAAAGAAUUUUUAAAAUGAGAAAGGGCAUCUACAAUUACAAAGCUGCAGCGAACAUCACACUGUGAUAUUGUUUCUAUUCUAUUAGUCACAUGUAGUCUAUAGGUACAGAGGUCAGACGUCCAAAAUAGGUCUGACUAGGCUAAAAUUAUGUCAGCAGGACUGAGUUCCCUCUGGAGACUCUAGGGAAGAAAUCUGUUUCUUUUUCCCAGCUUCAAAAAGCCACCUGCAGCAUUUGCCUCGUGGUCACGUUACUGACUUCUGUUUUCAUCCCAGCUCCUUCACAGAACCUCCUGUCUCCCUCCUCUAAGGCCCCUUGUGAUAACAUUUGACCACUCUGAUAAUCCAGGAUAAUCUCCUUAUCUUAAAAUCCUUAAUUUAAUCACAUUUGUAAAGUCUCUUUUGCUGUGUAAGGUAAUAUUCACAGAUACCAAAGAUUAGGACAUGAACAUUGCUGUGGUUUGAAUGUGUCCCCCAAAUUUCACGUGUUGGAAACUUAAUCCCCAAAUUUAUAUGUUUAUGGUAUUUGGAGGUGGGGCCUUUGGGAGGUAAUUAAGAUUAAAGUCAUCAGGGUGGGGCUCCCAUGAUGGGACUGUGGCUUUAUAAGAAGAGGAAGAGACACCUGAGCCGGCUGGCCCUUGCCCUCCCUCCAUGGGAUGCCCUCCACCAUGUUAUGAUGCAGUAGAAGGCCUUCACCAGAUGUAGCCCCUCUACCUUUGACUUCCCAGCCUCCAAAACGGUAAGAAAUAAAUUUCUUUUCUUUAUAAAUUACCCAGGCUGUGGAAGUCCUUUAUACCAACAUAAAAUUGACUAAGACAGACAUCUUUGGGGGCCAUUUUUCUACCACAUUCAUCCUCCUACAUUCACUUCCCACAACUUUCCUUUCCAUGACUUUUACAAUCUAAGCCAAACCUAUUCAGCAUUUUCUGUGUGUACCACACUUCCUCACACCUUUACAACUGCCAAUCCUUCCUUUGGAAAGGUGCUUGGCCCUCCUGGUUUUCUACCUGUGGAACUCUAAGAGACAGAACAGAAUAGUGGGUAAGAGGCCUAACUCUGGAGUCAGACAGCUUGGGCUCAAAUAUGAGUCUGCCACUUACUAGGGAUUUUUGGUAAAUUGUUUUGUUUUGUUUUAACCUAGAUCUAAAUACCAGAUUGUAACAAAUACAAGAAAUAGAAAAACCAGGGAAACUGCACCACAAGGAAACAAUUACACAGAUCCAGAAUGUGGAACGUUCCACAGGCAAAAAUGACCUGGUUUGAUGAACAGAUGUUAAAAAAGGUGGCAGGAGUGUGUGUGGGGAGGGUGUCUAUGUAGGUAGAGGUUGGGGGGUUGUUUAAAGAAAACUAAAAGAGACAAUAACAAAAUGUGGCUGGGUGCAGUGGCUCACACUUGUAAUCCCAGCACUUUGGGAGGCUGAGGUGGCCAGAUCAUCUGAGGCCGUGAGUUCGAGACCAGCCUGACCAAUAUGGAGAAACCCCGUCUCUACUAAAAAUAUAAAAUUAGCCGGGUAUGGUGGAGGGCACCUGUAAUCCCAGCUACUUGGGAGGCUAAGGCAGGAGAAUUGCUUGAACACAGGAGGCGGAGGUUGCAGUGAGCAGAGAUCGCGCCAUUGCACUCCAGCUUGGGCAACAAGAGUGAAAUUCCAUCUCAAAAAAAAAAAAGAGACAAUAACAAAAUGCAAGAUGUAGGCCCAAGUUUGAAAGCAGAGUUAAACAAACUAACUAUAAAAAGCUUUGGUGAGGCAGUCAGGGAAAUGUGAGUCUAAAAGAGCUAUCAACGAGUAUUAAGGAUGUCUAAGUGUAAGAAUGACAUGGUUAUGUAUUUUUAAAAAAUUUUCCUGAGAUGCACACCAUAAACACAGAGAUACACUGAAAAGUUUUAUUUAGGAGUGAACUGACAUAUCUGAGAUCUCUUCAGUAAUAUUCUAGAAAAAAAAGUUAGAGGGGAACAGAUGAAACAUGAUUGGCAAACGGUAUUUGCUGAAGCUAAAUGACUGGAACAAGUUGAGUAUCCCUUACCCAAAACACUUGGGACCAGAAGUGUUUCAGGGUUUUUUGGAAUUUGGAAUAUUGGCAUUUUGUUCACCAGUUCAGUAUCUCUAAUAAGAAAAUCUGAAGUGCUCCAAUGAGCAUAUCCUUUGAGCUCGUGUCAGUAUUGUUCAACGUUUUGGACUUCUGGAGCAUUUCAGAUUUUCAGAUUAAGGAUGCAUAACCUGUACGUGGGAGUUGAUUCUAUUGUUCCAUGUGUUUGAACUUUUCACAAUGCAGAUGCUCCUUGACUUACAAUGGUUCAACUUACAAUUUUUUUGACUUGUCAGGAUGUAAUCCCAUUGUAAAUUAAGGAGCGGCUGUACAUUUAUUUAAAAAUAUAUCUGCUAGGAAGUUUUCUUUCCCCCAGGUUCUGCCAGAAAGUAAUUUCCUUGUCCAUUUUCCUUAACAGUUUAUUCACAUUUUUGCCAUCAUAGUAAUUAUUAUAUCUAAUUAUUUACUCUUAUUACACUGUGCCUAAAAUUUACUUCUUAUUGUGUGCCUAUGUGCAAGGAACUCUGCUAUGUGCUAGGCCCUGCACAUAGUGGUGAACAAGACAGACAUGGCCUCUACACUAGCUUCACAGAGAGUUUUUUUUUUUUUUUUUUGAGACGGAGUCUCGCUCUGUCGCCCAGGCUGGAGUGCAGUGGCACGGUCUUGGCUCACUAACAGAGAGUAUUUUAUAGCGCAGAUAGGGAGACAACCACCACCUAAGCAAACAUGCAAUUGCGACAGUGGGAUGGAAGCCCACUGGAGUCGGUGGCAAGGGCAUAAUGGGGAAAUUGAAGAACUUUCUCUAGAGAAGUUGAUUAAGGAAGGCCUUUCAGAAGAUGAAAUCCUUAAUCUGAGACCUGAAGGAUUCUAUCAUGUAUGAACGAAUGUUUGUGUCUGCUCCUAGCCACCAAAUCAUGUCUGGAAAUUCCAGGCCGGGUGCUGUAGCUCACGCCUGUAAUUCUGUUACAGGAAAGGGGUCCAAUCCAGAUCCCAAGAAUAAUUCUUGGAUCUCAUGCAAGAAAGAAUUCAGGGUGAGUCCACUGUGCAAAAUGAAAGUAAGUUUAUUAAGUAAGUAAAGGACUAAAAGGAUGGCUACUCCAUAGACAGAACAGCCGAGGGUUGCUGGUUGCCCAUUUUUAUAGUUAUUUUUUGCUUAUAUGCUAAACAAGGGGUGGAUUACUCAUACCUCCUCUUUUUAGACCAUGUAGGGUAACUUCCUGAUGUUGCCAUUGCAUUUGUAAACCGUCAUGGCGCUGGUGGGAGUGUAACAGUGCGGACCAAAAAGUCACUCUCUUCGCCAUUUUGGUUUUGGUGGGUUUUGGCUGGCUCCUUUACUGCAACCUGUUUCAUCAGCAAGGUCUUUAUGACCUGUAUUUUGUGCUGUGACUUAGAAUGCCUUAACUGUCUGGGAAUGCAGCCCAGUAGGUUUUAGGCUCAUCUUACCCAGCUCCUGUUUAAGAUGAAGAUGCUCUGGUUCACUUGUCUCUGACAAUCCCAGCACUUUCGGAGGCCAAGGCGGGCAGAUCACUUGAGGUCAGGAGUUUGAGACCAGCCUGGCCAAAAUGAUGAAAACCCGUCUCUACUAAAAAUACAAAAACUAGCUGGGCCUGUAAUCCCACCUGCGUAAUCCCAGCCGCUCUGGAGGCUGAGGCAGAAUGGCUUGAACCUGGGAGGGGGAGGUCGCAGUGAGCCGAGAUCACACCACUGCACUCCAGUCUGAGCAACAGAGUGAGACUGUCUUCCAAAAAAAAAAAAAGGCGGGGGGGGGGGCGGGGGGAUUCCAAACAUCCUCUUCCCCCAAGUGAUUGUAUUAGGAAGUUAGGAGGUGGGGCCUUUGGGAGGUAAUCAAGAUUAGAUGGUCAUGAGGGUGGGGCCCUCACCAUGGAGAUUAUAAAUGUCCUUAGCCGGCCUGUCUCACUUGUUCAGAAACCAGAGAAGUCCGUGGUCUGCAAUGUGGAAAAGAGCACCCGGACCUCUCACUUCCAGCCUCUAGUCUGGAGACUUUGUCUAAGGCACCCCAUCUACAUUACUUAGUCACAGCCACCCUGAACCCACUUGCCUGUACUGCGCUGGAGCAUUUCGCAUAAAAUGAAAUUAACAUAAAAAUGACACGUGCUCGUUGUGGAAAAAAUACCAAAAAGAUCACUUUUAAUUCUGUCAUCUAAAAAUAACCACCACUUACAUUUAUAAAUUUCUUCCAGUAGCUUUUUUAUAUGAACAUGUGUUUUUAAACUUGGGUCAAUAUUAAAAGACCAGAAGUAGCCGAACAUCAUUUUAAAUCCCCUUAUCCAGGAAUUAGCAUUGUUAUUCUUGGCCGCUGCAGAAUAUUAUUUUAUCCCCUCAAGCUUUCCAUGGCUUGGGUCUGCCCUGGUUUUGAACAUUAGGUUAGGCUGCAGAAAGCAUCCUGGGUCUCUGGCCCACUUGUUUAUUUCUUUGUGGAGACGGGGUCUGCCUCUGUUGCUUAAGCCUGUCUGGAACUCCUAGGUUCAAGCGACACUCCACCUCGGCCUCCCGAGUGGCUGGGACCACCGACGCCCACCGCCACCAAGCCGGCUCCGGGCCUCUCUCUACACGUGGCUCCGCAGGCUCCAUUCUCCACACAGGCGUCUGGGAGGCGCCAGGAGCCACCCGACGGGCCAGGCCAGAAGCUCAGCAAGUGCGCGAGGCGGCGGAACGGCCGGCUGCGCAGGACAGCCCGGGACACAGCCACGCCGGGCGCCCAGAGCUCCCCUCACCCAGCAGACCGCGCAGCCGCCCUCCCCCUCACACUGCAGAACCUUUCUGCCUUUUACUACUUUCCAAAGUGGACCUAGGCUCCUGGCUCGAGCCUGAGGGGAUACAAAGUGUCACGAGGAGCGCCAUCACCGCACAAGGUGGACAGCUUCCGCUCAAAGCCCUGUGGCCCACGCUUCUGGCCUCGACCGACUACGUCAUCACCAAACCCCGUGAUACCUCACUCCACCUUCAGGUCCUCCGCCCCAACGGUUCCGUGUCCUGGAACUUUCCACGUUCCUGCGCACGCGCUCUGCGGCCCUUAACGUCCCGACUUCGCCCUCCUCUGGCCACGCCCCUGCCCGUUAAGGGUGCUGCCACCCCCGUGCCGUACCUAUCUUCCCUCGGGCAACCUCGCAACAGAUCUCUGAUUGGCUGACCCGGGAAGCCGACUUCGCGAGGCGGCGGCGACGAUAGGCUGGCAGCCGGCCGACUUCCGCAGAAGGUGAUUGGUCGGUGCUGCUGUCCAAUCGGCGGCGGGCUGUCGGAUUCAAAUUGGGAUUGUUGGGACUGCGGUCGUUAGUCUCUGGCGAGUCGUUGCCGUGGCUGGACGUGUUCUUGUCUGCUGCGCCCGCUCUUCGCGCUCUCUGGUUUCAUUUUCUGCAGCGCGCCAGCAGGAUGGCCCACAAGCAGAUCUACUACUCGGACAAGUACUUCGACGAACACUACGAGUACCGGCAUGUUAUGUUACCCAGAGAACUUUCCAAACAAGUACCUAAAACUCAUCUGAUGUCUGAAGAGGAGUGGAGGAGACUUGGUGUCCAACAGAGUCUAGGCUGGGUUCAUUACAUGAUUCAUGAGCCAGAACCACAUAUUCUUCUGUUUAGACGACCUCUUCCAAAAGAUCAACAAAAAUGAAGUUUAUCUGGGGAUCGUCAAAUCUUUUUCAAAUUUAAUGUAUAUGUGUAUAUAAGGUAGUAUUCAGUGAAUACUUGAGAAAUGUACAAAUCUUUCAUCCAUAUCUGUGCAUAAGCUGUAUUCUUCACAGCAACAGAGCUCAGUUAAAUGCAACUGCAAGUAGGUUACUGUAAGAUGUUUAAGAUAAAAGUUCUUCCAGUCAGUUUUUCUCUUAAGUGCCUGUUUGAGUUUACUCAAACAGUUUACUUUUGUUCAAUAAAGUUUGUAUGUUGCAUUUA